AUGUCUUCAGGCAACAUCCCAAUUGAAAACACGAACAUCAACACGGCGCCCGGCGUUGAUCUCUCCCCAGAGCAGAAGACCAUCGUAGGCUCGGUGCUCGACCUCUUCGCCGGUCGGCCGUCCCUCGAGAAGCUCAGCCUCUGGUCAGACGAAGGCACCUUCGAGGAUCCCAUCACCAUCGCGAACGGCCGGAAGCAGUACGAGGCACAGUGGUAUGGCCUGCAAUCCGCCUUCUCCGAGAUCGAGCGGCUCCACCACGAGGUUGUGUCGGCGGGCAACCCGAUCGUCAUGAACCUCAAGACCCGCUACGUGGUCAAGGGCAUCGGGAAGGAGCAAACCAUCGCGUCCGCGGUCAACAUCUUCGUGGGCAAGGAUGGCAAGAUUGAGAAGUUGCAGGACAAGUGGGAUGGCAAGCUGCCGGACAGCUUCUUCUCGAAUGCACUCAGGAACCUCAAUUCUGUCACCGUGCCGAAGAUGAUUGGGGUGCCGAAGAACAAGGAGGAGGAUGCGAAGAGGGGCAACUGA
This is a messenger RNA of Coniosporium apollinis CBS 100218, 525 nucleotides long. RefSeq lists its product as uncharacterized. The transcript has 3 exons. The coding region runs from base 1 to 525 and encodes 174 amino acids. NCBI's taxonomy places the organism in Eukaryota, Fungi, Ascomycota, Dothideomycetes. The record is from RefSeq and is a predicted model, not a curated record.